UGUAAGUGUGUGUAAGUGUGUGUGUGUAAGAGGAAGAUCAGCAGUUUUGUGCUCACACUAAUUCUGAGAACUGGACAUUCGGAACACAUUUAGAUGAAUCUUUCAUGAACAGAGAAAUGAAAUCAGUGAAGAAGCUCAUCAUCAUUUACUCUCUAUUUCAAGCUGUUUUGUGUAGAGAAUUCUCCAUCAGUCUACCAGAGAGUGUAGAAGCUCUGAGAGGACUCUGUGUUCUCAUACCCUGCAGUUUUCAGAUUACAGAACAAUAUGAUGCAGACCUCCAGGGAGAUCCUACAGGAAUCUGGUUAAAAGAUGGCACUAAUGCUGUCAGUAACAAAGUCUUUAACUCUAAAGUAGCUACAGAGAACAAGAUUGAAGGUGAAAUUAUUGGAGAUCUCCUCAUGAAGAACUGCACCACCAUUUUCUACAAUAUCAGUGAGAGUGACAAAGGAACAUAUUAUUUUAGAUUAGAGGCUACAGGAGGUCUAAAAUACACUUAUAAAACAUCAUUUGUAUCAGUGAGAGUUCGAGCAUCUCCAAUCAGACCCUCAAUAACACUGUAUAAGGAGGAUCAGGGGGAGGUGGAGGACCACAAUGAGGUGGUGGAGGGAACUUCCCUGAGUCUCAUUUGCUCUGCUCCAGCUGCUCCAUGUCUCUUAAAGCCUCCCACUUUUAGAUGGAGCUUCCUGCCUGAGGAGAGAAGACAGGAGCAGAACCACAACACCAGCUUCAGCUCCUCAAAUCUGAACUUCAACGUUACUCACCUGCAUCAUGGACUCGAUUUCACCUGCACCGCCACCUACCAGCUCCAGAACCAUAACAAAUCAGUACAGAGCUCUUAUACUCUACAUGUUCUGUAUGGUCCUAGAGACACAUCAGUAUCAGUGUCUCCAUCUGAUUCAGUACUUUUGGGCAGUUCAGUGUCUCUGAGUUGUAGCAGUGAUGCAAACCCAGCAGUGAUGAACUACACCUGGUACAGAGAGAACGGAGAGCAGAUAGGAACCGGAGACCAUCUCACCAUCAACACGACUGAUUCUACACACAGUGGUUUAUAUUACUGUAGAGCUCAAAACCAGCACGGAGAUCACAACACCUCUGUGUUCCUGGAUGUUCAGUAUGCUCCUCAGGUCUCUCCAUCCUCCAGCUGUAACAGCACUCAGGACUUGAUCAUGUGUUCUUGUGAAGUUCAUGGAAACCCAUCUCCUACACUGCAGUGGAGUCUCUCUGGACAAACUGUUCACCUCUCUGAGGCCACACAGAUCAGAGAGGAACCUGUGGGUGACUCGGGUUUAAAAAGCUUUAUCUCCAUCCAAAAAUCAGUUAAGAACGUACACACUCUGCAGUGUGUUGGCUCCAAUAGGCAGGGUGUUGCAUCACAACUCUUCUUGUCCUUUAUUAAUAAAGCUCCAUGCUCUGCUGGAAAUUAGUAAUGUUUUACUUAGUUGUGUUUUACUCCAUUACAGUGGCAAAAUCUUAGUACUGGAUUCUCAUUAUUAAAAAAAUUAAAGUUGGUAUAAGAAUGAAACAGAGACUAAAUUUGGUUAAAUUUACUUUUGUCCUGCAUUGUCUUUUGUCCUGUACUGUCUUUUGUCCUACACCCUAACCCUAACAUUACUGAUUUCAAACCUGAUUGCCUCUGCCAUGAGGUUAAGCUUAAAUGCACACACAGAUACACACUCAUACUCCCUCACAUAUCGGUGAUAAUUCAAUUCAACUAAUUUAAUAAUUUGAUAAACGAUUGUAAUGAUAAUUCUGCAUUCUAAUAUUUCACUGUUAAUGUUUUCAUUACGUUUUCACCACAAUGCUGUUAAAUCCUGGACUCUGAUUGGUUGGAAGGUGUUGAUUAAUUCUCUCUAACAGCAUCUCUGACUGUAGUGCAGAUUUAUAUUAAUGCACUUGCUCUGAUACCUUGUUGUUCCCAUAGCAACCGCUCAGUCACUGGGCUAAUACGUGUUAGCUAGAAAGUUACCAGAGAAAGUUAUUAAUUUAAUUAUUAAAAAUCUUUAUUAUAAAAGCUAUGUAAUGUACCCUGUAUUUACUGUAAUAUUUACUGUAUUA
Molecule: messenger RNA, 2055 nt
Organism: Tachysurus fulvidraco (yellow catfish)
Lineage: Eukaryota; Metazoa; Chordata; Actinopteri; Siluriformes; Bagridae
Product: B-cell receptor CD22-like
Exons: 6
Coding region: 105-1424 (439 amino acids)
Source: RefSeq, a predicted model, not a curated record